AUGAAUCGAUUUGAAAACUUUACAAAACCCAAUGCUUACAAUUUACAAUCUGUCAUCUUUAUAUCUGAAAGCUAUAAUGCCUCCAUUGAUACAACAUCUAAAAUCAAACAAUCAAAUGAGAUUACACUCAAGCUCGAAAUCAAGUUUCAUGUAGUUGCUUUAGGUGGCACAUGUGUACCAGAUGAUAAUUUGUUAAUCAACAAAAACUAUAAAACAGAAUUACAAGCUUCACUUGAAGAACAUACAAGAUUAGUCAAAAACUUACAUGGACCAACAGCCACAGAUCCAAAUAUUCAAGCAUUGAUUGUCUCAUAUGCCACUCCAUCUGGUGCUGAUCAAGUUGAUCAAAUUUGUAUCAUAAAUGGAUUUAAUAUCUCAGAAAUAUUUGUAAUUGAUCUAAUUGAUUGA
Messenger RNA from Melampsora larici-populina 98AG31, 408 nucleotides. RefSeq lists its product as uncharacterized. The coding region runs from base 1 to 408 and encodes 135 amino acids. The transcript is spliced from 3 exons. The record is from RefSeq and is a predicted model, not a curated record. NCBI's taxonomy places the organism in Eukaryota, Fungi, Basidiomycota, Pucciniomycetes, Pucciniales, Melampsoraceae.